Messenger RNA from Cladophialophora psammophila CBS 110553, 1476 nucleotides. RefSeq lists its product as uncharacterized. Gene Ontology annotation, molecular function: oxidoreductase activity. NCBI's taxonomy places the organism in Eukaryota, Fungi, Ascomycota, Eurotiomycetes, Chaetothyriales, Herpotrichiellaceae. The coding region runs from base 1 to 1476 and encodes 491 amino acids. The record is from RefSeq and is a predicted model, not a curated record. The transcript has a single exon.
AUGCUUGAAGUGUAUUGUGAUCCUUGCACGGUCAAUAGCCGCAAAGUAUUGGCUGGCCUCGACCUCCUGGGCACAAAAUACAAUUUCAACCAUAUCAACUACUUCACUGGUCAACACAAGAGUCCCGAAUACCUGCAAAUCAACCCACAUGGCACAGUGCCGGCUGCGGUUGAUGGGGAUCUGAAGAUCACCGAAUCCAAUGCCAUUCUGCAGUACGCCGCUGACGAAUGUGGUUCAAUGUACCCGAAGGAUGCUAAACAGCGAUGUGCUGUGAACCGCUGGCUUCUCUGGGAAGCAUCAGUUUGGUUUCCCAGCUGCUACGUCUAUCUGGUUGAAUAUGUGGUGAAGCCGCUUCUGAAGGCCGAACCCGAUCAAUCAGUCGUUGAUGCGGAAGCACCGAACUGGCACAAGCACGCUGCAAUCUUGGAUGCACAGCUGUCGAAGACCAAGUGGCUCACUGGUGACAAUAUCACCAUUGCCGAUAUCGCCGUUGCUGCGCCUAUGCACUUACAUGCCGCUCAACGUCUCCCACUCGACCAGUAUUCCAAUCUUACACGUUGGAUGACGGAGCAAAUCGAGAAGCUGCCUCAGUGGCAGAAUACUCAAGUUGCUGUCGACAAAGCCUUAUUGCCAGGUAAGGCUGCUACCAGUGGCACGGCCGGAGCUGUCCGAGCUAUUUUCAACUACACGAAGGACGUUGAGAAGCGGACCGAGCUUUACUUCUACGAUUGUGAGGCUGCAAAGGAUAUCCAUGAGCCUGGGGACGAUCCACACGAGAUGACAGUUACCGACGGGUGGUACAGAGCUGACUCCUUCUCCAUCGAUAAGGAAGGGUUUUCUCUUCGUCAAUUCAAGACCGGAUUUGACAAGUGGGAGGACGAGGAAUCCGUUCGCGAGCAGUUCUACCCUGAGAUUGUUGAAUUCCUCAAGAACACCACAGGAGCCAAGCGCAUUCUUGUGUUUGACCAUACCAUCCGCACGAAGCGGAAUGAAGCAAAGAAGCUGACCCAAGAGACAAACACUUCUCAGCGGGCUCCCGUCAUGCUGGUCCAUUGCGACUACACUGCAGAGUCCGGUCCCGCCCGUGUUCGCCAACUGCUGAAAGAUGAGGCUGAGGACCUCCUUUCUCGGCGCGUGGCGUUCUUCAAUGUAUGGAAGCCGCUUUACCAUACUGUGGAGGAGCGACCGUUGGCCAUGUGCGACGUCUCCUCGGCUCCCAUGGUGGAUUUCUUCAAGUUGUAUCUUAAGUAUCGUGAUCGUGUUGGGGAGAACUAUGUCAUGCGAUAUUCGCCGAACCAUAAGUGGUGGUAUUUCCCGAAAAUGAUGCCGGAACAAGCUAUUACCCUGAAAACAUACGAUUCACAAACGGAUGGGCGCGCUCGGUUUGUUGGCCACAGCGCAUUCGAAGAUCCCAAUUCUCCGCCUGAUGCACCAAUCCGUGAGAGCGUUGAGAUUCGCACAAUUGCAUUUUUCUGA